AAUUCACGUUUCCAACACAGCUCGAUCGACUUUACGCUAUCGAUAAAUCACGUCCAAGCAGACGCAUAUGCAUCGCCUUCAAGAAUUAGCGUUUUCAUGGACUGGUUUGCGGCUUCCGACAUCCGCCAGAUCGCUCUGGCCGAUUAUGUCUCCAGAGCUGCUGCCGCCUUUAUCCGUACUAAACACAUGGACCAGUCUGUAGGUUCUGGGAACUCUGGCUGGUCAGGCCCUAAAGGUGGAGCUUUCACCAUCAACGCUCCAGCUCAGGAAGUUUUGCCUCGUACCAGUGCUCUCAUCGUGCCCGGCAAGGAUCAGAGCCUCGAGAUGCGGUUUACAGUGUCCCUACCUGCUCGUGGCCGUACCAUUCUCGGCAGGGAAGCCAAAGCAAUUUUGUGCGUCAACCUCCCGGAACUCAUCAAGAAGACAAUGCUCUACACGUCGCACGCAGCUGAGGAGCUCAAAACUCAUAUUCACUGCGUGGAGGACCAAGCGUACAUGCGCUCUCAACUUGAAGCUAAGGGCUUGGUUGCUUUCGUCGGAAACGGGUCAAUUCUCCCAAGAGCUAGCGGAGCCUCUGCCCGCAGUAUGACUGGUAAGCACGUUGUGCCUUUUGAGUCGCCACCUAAACUCGAAGUUUUCUUGAAGCGUAAGCAUGGCCACAAAGUACGUGGUAUGGGCAUUUCCAAAGGAGUCACUCUGCUCACUGGUGGUGGCUAUCAUGGCAAGUCGACUCUCCUAGAGGCUCUCCAGUUUGGCAUCUACAACUAUGUUCCGGGCGAUGGUCGAGAACUAGUCGUCACCGACCCUGCUGCGGUGAAAGUCCGCGCUGAAGAUGGUCGCAGUGUUACAGGAACAAAUAUUAGCGCCUUCAUCAAAAAUCUGCCAGCAGAAAGAAACACAGAUGUAUUCACCACUGACGACGCCAGCGGCNNCUCAACUUCAAUGGCAGCUAAUAUCUCAGAAGCUCUCGAACUGGGAGCACAAGUCAUCAUAGUAGACGAAGACACUUCUGCUACAAAUCUUCUCGUCAGAGAUGAGCGCAUGCAGAUGCUCAUCAAGAAUGAGCCGAUUACUCCUCUUGUCUCGAAAGUGCGCGCUCUGUACGACCAGCACGGUGUCAGCACAAUCAUCGUGGUUGGAGGACUUGGUGACUGGCUGGAUGUCGCAUGCCAUAUCAUUGGAAUGGACUCAUAUGUUCCUCGGGACUUAACCAAGGAAGCACGAGAUCUUAUCGAAAGAACGCCCAGAAAGGUUGUGCAAGACAAGAAGUACGGCACACUAUCCGACAGAAGUGUCGGCUUUCCGGCAGCGAUUCUGCAUGACAAGACUCCGUAUGCCAAGAGGAAAGACUUUAUUACCAUCUAUGCCGACCGAGCGUUGCAAGACCCGUCACAAAACGAAGCAGGAAUUGACAUCGCCGGUGUCGAGCAACUGGUGGAGGUGGGUCAGACACGGACUAUUGCACACUCCAUCCGUGCACUCGCUCUCGCGGAGGAUUCUGAANNGGGCAGUGUCCAUCUAAACUCAGCCUUGGUAGGCAUCGAGGCUGAGGUUGCCUUGGAGAAAGCAAUCCCAGAGAAGCUGCCGGGAGGUGAUCUUGUGGCAGUUCGUCGCUUUGAGCUAGGCGCAGCUGUCAAUCGCAUUCGAGGCUUAGCGUCACGAGCAGCAAAGGAAGAGGCCCAGACGGGAGAAGGACCAAAGAAGAAGGCACGCAUUGAUACUUGA
Aureobasidium vineae is the source of this 1725-nucleotide messenger RNA. The record is from the annotation of a GenBank genome assembly. Lineage: Eukaryota; Fungi; Ascomycota; Dothideomycetes; Dothideales; Saccotheciaceae.